CGCUUCUCGCCCGCCCGCCUCCCCCUCCUCUGUUUCGCGCGCCGUCGCUCGGGGCCGCCUCCCUCCCUUCCGCGGACCCGCCCGCCGGCGCGCCUUCCGCGGGCGCGUUCCGGGGAGGGGACUGGCCCGGGAGUAGGGUUCCGCCCCUCGGCACCUGGUCUCGACCUCUGAUUUUGGGGGUUUUUGCCCCCCGGACCGGCGCGUGUGCGCGCGGGCGGCGCACGGCGCUCGAUUGCGAUUCCGAUCUCUCCUUCGGCGUCGCGCGGUUCCAGAGCAGCGAAAUGGGGAACAGCCGCCCGGGAGGGGCGCCGCCGACAAGCAGCGGGAGCGUGGCGGGGAGCAACCCGGAGGCUGUACCGGAAGCUCCCCGGUUGCGGCCGCACGGAGGGCCAGGCGCGUCGGGUCCGGGGAGCCCAGGUCGGAGCACACCCCUUCCUGGUGGUCGGGAGAGGGGUUCCGCGGGGGCAAAUGUGAUGACACCGUCUUGUGACAGGCAGCAGAACAGAGCGGUGGAGGAAGCGCCGCUCGGAGGGUCGAGGGCGGUUAAGAAGAGCAGUGUGCCCAAUUCUCUGUCAAGAGGUUCAGACGGAAGCUCUGGCUCUAGGAUGGGUGCAGAGGAGCAAGUGAUGAGUGAGCAUGCGAGCAACGGGGAUGCUGGCUCUUCGUCGAAGAAGCGGCGAAAAAGAAUGGAUGCAAGAAGCUACAUCAAGAAAUUCAAGACGGGCGUAAGACCGGGUGCCUCAGUUGUAGUUGCUUCCCCUGACAGGAUGGGCAAGGAGAACACUUCAAGCGGGCAUGUGGCAGACAGCAACACUGCUAUUCUGUGUGAAGGUAGGAGGUUGAUUGAAAAAAGCAAGGGACAUUCAAGCCAUGCUGCCUGUAAAGUUCCCAAAAGUCCUAUUUCUGGUUUACAUGAAACUUCAGACACAAGAGUUGACCAAUGUUCUACACCGCUUUCAGAGGUACAGCCACAUAAACCUACCGACGUGCAAAAUAUAGCGGCUGAAAGCAGUCUUCCAGCAAACGCUAGAGAUCCACACACUGGCCCUGCAAGGCAAAACAUUCUAUCAUCAUUGCAAACUGUGCCAAUAUCUACUAUUCAUCAAGAAGAGGUACUGCCACAUAAACGUACCGAUGUGCAAGAUAUAGCGGCUGAAAGCAGUCUUCCAGCAAAGGAUAGAGAUCGACACACUGGCCCUGCAAGGCAAAACAUUGUACCAUCAUUGCAAAGUGGGCCAAUAUCUACUAUUCAUCACAAAGAGGUUAAGAGCACACUUGGAGAUGCUGAACCUAUUAGCGUUCAGAAAGAAAAUUCAGCUCCAGGACAUCUCCAGGUGGCCCGAUCUGAUGGAACAGAUGGUAACCCCAACAUAUGUGUUGCCUGUGGUCUUGGAUCCCCAGGAACUUUUAGGUCCUGUGAUGGAAAAGGUUGCAAAAGUAGGUACCAUAUGUCUUGUCUGGAUCAAUAUUUGUCUCUUGGAAAUUGGUUCUGUACCAGCUGUACGAAAAAGAGGUUGCAGUUUGGCUUACAUCAUAUUGUUGAUGGGAUAGAGUCUGUGUGGGAUGUCAAGGCUGAGGGGAUGCAAACUAGCAAGCAGUAUUUUGUCAAGUAUAAGAAUCUGGCGCAUGUCCAUAACCGUUGGGUUCCAGAAGGUGAUAUUAGUGUCAUGCCUGGAGGUCCUGAUCUUCUUUCCUUGUUUAACAAGAGGACUCAUACUGAAAAGACAAUUUGGAAGGAGUGGACUAAACCACAUCGCCUGUUGAGGAAGAGGCUACUUGUGCCCCCAAGAUUGGCUGAGGAUUUCUUCUGUUCGGAUGAUUUCUUUUGCUCAUCUGGUGUCUCAUAUUGUACUCUUGAAUGGUUAGUGAAAUGGAGGGGUCUUGGCUAUGAUCAUGCAACAUGGGAACUAGAGACUUUAUCCUGUUUACGUACGCCGGAAGCUGACGAACUUAAAGAGAAUUACGAGAACCGCCGUGAAGCUGCAAAACAAUCAUCUAUUCCCCAAAAAACAAAGGUUAAGCAAAGCUCAUUCCAGAAACUUGAGAGAUUGCCAGAUGGGUGCCAUCCUGAUUUUGACAAUGAUCACUUGUAUUCAGUCAAUCACCUUCGAGAGUACUGGCACAAAUCCUGUGGUGCUGUUCUUGUUGAUGAUAAGGAGUAUGUAAUAAAGACCGUGCUAUUCACAAUGUCUGUAUUACCUGACGUCAGCCAACCUUUUCUGAUUCUCACAACUCCUGGUUCUCUGUCUUUAUGGGAGGUUCAGUUCAAUAAGUUGGCACCGUUUAUCAAUGUCGUUGUGUAUGACGGGGGGAAAGAUGAGCUCAAAUUAAUUCGAGAUUUGGAAUUCUAUGAGAGUGGAAGCCACUGUAUGUUACAGGUUCUCUUAUCCCAUCCUGAUGCUAUCCUAGAGGAUAUUGAACCUAUAGCACACAUUGGUUGGGAAGCAGUCAUAGUUGAUUAUUAUCAAAAGUCAGCUUUACAAUACCUCGAACAACUGAAGCAAUUUCCCACUGAUUUCAGAAUGUUGCUUGUGAGCUCCCCAAUUAAGGAUAAUCUUCCCGAAUACGUGAAACUUCAAGCAUUCCUUAAUUCUGGAGAGCAAGAAAGUUACGUUGAUACUGCUGAGACUCUUAUGAUGCUGAAAGGAAACUUCAAAAGCCAUAUUGCAUAUGAGCGUCAAGCAGGUUCUUCAAAAAUAUUGGAGCACUGGGUUCCUGCUUAUGUUUCACAACUGCAGCUACAGACAUAUUGUUCCAUACUGCUUUCAAAUUCAUCUGUCCUCCAGUCGCAGAUGAAAAGUGAUAAAGCUCUUUAUGACAUUAUUAUGUCUCUCUCAAAGUGCUGUGAUGACCCUUACCUUGUUGAUGAAUCCCUGCGACCUCCUGUCAACAAUCAUGAUCAGACUGAUCCUAUAGUUACGAGAGUGCAAGCAUGUGGCAAGCUACUGCUUCUUCAAAAAAUGCUUGAAGCAAUAAGGAACAAGAGGCUAAGAGUCAUUAUUCUUUUUCAAUCUGGUGUACCAGGUGGAAGCUCAAUGGGUGAUACUUUGGAAACUGUUGUGCGUCACAAAUUUGGCCCAGAGUCAUAUGAACGUGUUGGAUUUUGUGGAUCAUUCUCGAAGAAAGCGAUGGCACUUAAUAAGUUCAAUGACAAGACCAAGGGGAGAUUUGUUUUUCUGAUUGAAACAAAUGCAUGCCUCCCAAGUAUUGAGCUGUCAUCUGUUGAUGCCAUUAUCAUAUAUAAUAGUGACUGGAACCCACUUACUGAUCAAAAGGCUCUUCAAAGAAUCAAAAUAGAGUCACAUCUUAGCUAUCCAAGCAUUUUUCGCUUAUACACUCCUUUGACAAUGGAGGAGAAGUGGCUUGUGCUUGCAAAACAGGGCAUGCUUAUUGAUAAGAAGGAUAUAACACACAGCGCAAGCCAUUCCUUUAUCAGUUGGGGUGCAUCAUGUCUCUUCACUAGACUUGAUGAGCUUAAGCAUGACAACUGUGCAAGUAAAAACUCUGAAAGGGACAACUUUAUGGAUAAAGUAGUUUCAGAGUUCUUGAAAAAAUUAGCCACAAAUGUUGUAGGCAGCACCAAACUUAACUGCACAUGCAUAUCGGAAGCUAACAUGAGUGGUAAAUUUUACUCAAGAAACAUCACACUAGUAGGUGAAAAAGAGGAAAUGUGUGCAUUGGAUGGAGACCCAUCUAAGUUCUGGUUAGAUUUACUGGAUGGAAAAUCUCCCUCUUGGAGCUAUAUAUCUGAGCCACCACAAUCAAGCCAUAACAUCUUACAAAACAUGGAAGAACCAGCCAAAGUUCCUGCUGAAGAAGAAGCCAAUGAAACCAGAAGGAAGCGUAGAAAGGUUGGCGAAAUCACAGGUCCAUCUUCAAAAAGUUCACAUGACAACAAUCACCAUGAUGUGUUGCCUGAAAAUUCUACAUCGAGUCCUGCUCUUCAACCACUAGAUGACACACAACAAACAUUAGGGGUGGAAAAACGGAUGAGCACACCCAAGAAUCUUCACGUCCAACUUAAGAAAGAGCUGUCAAAACUAAUUACGGCCCUACAAUUGCCGGAUGAUGUAAGAGCUAUGGCUGAACAGUUGUUUGAGUAUUUUUUGAAGAAUCAUCUAGUUGUUACAGAGCCAGUGAGCAUACUGCACGCAAUCAUCAUAUCCUUGUGUUGGCAUGCUGCUUCUGUUCUUAAGUAUAAGAUAAAUUCUGGAGAGUCGAUUGCCCUUGCUGGAAAAAGCUUGAACUGUGAGUGCAAUGAAGAGCUUGCAUCAUUCAUCUAUGGAAGAUUAAGGUUCCCAGAGGGAAAAAAUCCAGAUAGAGCAAUUGAAACUAGCGUCAAUGGUCAACCAGUGUCAGUAGAGGAUACCCAAAUCUUAAUUGAAACUAGCAUCAAUGGUCAACCAGUGUCAGUAGAGGACACCCAAAUCUCAAUUGAAACUAGCAUCAAUGGUCAACCAGUGUCAGUAGAGGACACCCAAAUCUCAUGGGAGGACACCCAAGUGGUCUCAUCUGGUGCUGAUCACAUGAUCUCAGAGGAGCAGGAGCCUGUUCAAGAAACUCACAGAGAAUGUCAUUUGUCAAAGGAUGACCUUCCUAACAUGAUCGUGGAGAAAAGAAUGGAGUUAAUUGACAAUGUUUUCUCCUUGAGAGAAAAGAAUAUCCUUUGUAAACAACAGCUUGAGAUCUCAGGUUUAGACACGUACACACAGAACAACGUUCUCAGACUGAAGGCAGUGUGCACUUUAGUUCUGGAGCAUAUUCGUAAAAGUCACAUUGAUGAAGUGACCAGGAGUGACAAAAUAAAGCUAACUGUUCAGUGGUUCACUAUGCUUAUGUAUGCAUUUUUGGACCACAUGAGCCUCCAACAUAACAAACUCGAGGCACUGCAAUCUGAUAGGUGGCUUGUAGAGCGACAUCUGAAGGAGAAUCUCCACCAGGUAGCAAAAUCAGGCCAAUUAGAUCAAGACUUUGAUCAGCAUAUUGCUCUACCAGAUUCGAACUUUGUUAUGGAAGAAUUUAUCCAUUUUAAGGAGCAGAGUGGCGAGUAUCAUAUUGUUGAAAGUUCUGUGUCAGAUAACCAGCAGUCAUUAGAUGAUGGAUUGUUAAUGGAAAUUGCAUUAGUACGAAAUGAAGUUCUGUCAGGGGGCAUAUCUACACAGGCAAUGGAAAAUGAGCCAGCUGCAACUUCUGUGGACUCAGGUGAAGGACCAGCAUCAGAAGCUGUUGAUUUUCCAGGAAACUCCAUCCUUAGUUCUGAUGGCAUGGGUGCACAAAGAGCUGGUUGUUCAUCAAGUACUAUUCCUGCAAAUGAUGAUUCAGUUGGUCAGGAAUCUUCAAUUGGUGACUGUAGAAAUACUGGACAUGUUGAGGCAGAAAAUAUUGCUAAUCCAAGUAUGUUGCUGGAAGGAGCAGAUUCUUUUGUUAGGGGACUUAAUGCAAACAACGACACUGUUGAUACAGAUCAAGUCCACUUGGAGUCACCAGUUAGCCCAGCUACCUUACCAAUGUCUACUGAAUUUGAAACUCAGACUUGCCAAUCAAGUAUGCAUGUGGAACAAAGUGUAAGUGCACUCGCCCAACAAAGUUUAGCAACUUGCCAACCAAGUAUCUAUCGAGUAUGUCUCAUGAACAAAUCUUGCGAUUUGCAGCCUGAAGUGCAAAAGUCAACCUCAAUGCAAGAUCAACCUGCAGAAAAACGAGCAUGUAUUGUGGGUCCCGAGGCAGCAAUGCAGGAUCAGCCAGCAGAGGCAGAGCGAGCAGGUACCUUGGGUGCGAUAUCAGCUCAGGUUUUGCCGCUUGAAAUGCAACCAUCAUCAACCUCAACGAGGGGCGUUCCUUUUGUGUCUGGUCUGCAGAGUUCGUCUGUCCAUCAAAGUGUAGUACCUUCAUUGGAUCCACAUGCAGGUGUAGAGUUAUCGGGCAUGAUGACACCUCAUGCUAUUCAACCACCAGCCUCAGUGCCUGCGGAACAGAGUACGAGUCUGCCUGCCCAACAAAGCUUAGCAACUUUGCGUCAUCCGCCAGCAGAAACAGAACCAGCAGGUAUUCUGGCCACAGAGGCAGCUUGUGAUUUGCAGCCUGAAGUCCAACUGUCAACCUCAAUGCAGAAUCAACCUGCAGAUUCUCUUGUUAGGGGACUUAUUGCAAACAAUGAUGACACUGUUGAUACAGAUCAAGUCCACUUGGAGUCACCAGUUAGCCCAGCUACCUUACCAGUGUCUACUGAAUUUGAAACUCAGACUUGCCAAUCAAGUAUGCAUGUGGAACAAAGUGUAAGUGUACCUGCCCAACAAAGUUUAGCAACUUGCCAAUCAAGUAUCUAUCAAGUAUGUCUCCUGAACCAAUCUUGCGAUUUGCAGCCUGAAGUGCAACAGUCAACCUCAAUGCAAGAUCAACCUGCAGAAAAACAAGCAUGUAUCGUGGGUCCCGAGGCAGCAAUGCAGGAUCAGCCAGCAGAGGCAGAGCAAGCAGGUACCUUGGGUGCCAUAUCAGCUGAGGUUUUGCCACCUGAAAUGCAAUCAUCAUCAACCUCAAUGCGGGGCGUUCCUUUUGUGUCUGGUCUGCAGAGUUUGUCUGUCCAUCAAAAUGUAGUACCUUCAUUGGAUCCACAUGCAGGUGUAGAGUUAUCGGGCAUGGUGACACCUCAUGCUAUUCAACCACCAGCCUCAAUGCCUGUGGAACAGAGUACGAGUCUGCCUGCCCAACAAAGCUUAGCAACUUUGCGUCAUCCACCAGCAGAAGCAGAACCAGCAGGUAUUCUGGCCACAGAGGCAGCUUGUGAUUUGCAGCCUGAAGCCCGACUGUCAACCUCAAUGCAGGAUCAAGCUGCAGAAGAAGGAGCAUGUAUCAUGGGCGCCACUGCUGCUCGAGGUUCGCAGCCUAAGGUGCAACCAUCAACCUCAUUGGAUUCACAUGCCGGAGCAGAAUCAACAGAUGCGUUGGGUGUGGUGGCAGCUCCUGAUAUGCAAUCGGAAAUACAAUCAUCAGCCUUGAUGCAGGACCGACCUGUGGCAGCAGAAGGAGCAUGUGUUCUAGGCACGACAGUAGCCCAGGAGUUGCAGCCUGAACUGCAAACAGCAACCACAGUUCAGCAUGACCCACUUGAAAGAACACGCUCUGAAGAAAGGAGACAAGCUGGUUUUGAACCAAACACAGCAGCCAGUCCUGAGCAUGAUCUGCAGUCUGAAAUACAGCCAUCAGCGUCAAUGCGUGAUCGACCUGCAGGAGCAGAAGGAGCAGGUAUGGUAGGCAGUACGGCAGCCCAGGAUUUGCAGCCUGAACGGCAAUUAUCAACCACAGUUCAGCAUAUCCCUAUCGGUCCUGAGCAGCCUACCCAACUCCCUCCAGUCACGCCAUUAGUGUUUAAUAAUCCAACAUUUAGUGAUGAACCGCUGAGAAAUGAGUUGGAAAAAAUAAUUCAUUGGAGCACUUUGCUUGAUAAAGGCCAUGACGAUAAGAGAUCACAACUUCAGGCAGAGCGCAACCAAGAAAUAGAGAAGAUAAACAGGAAGUAUGACUCGUUACUUCAACAAGAAGAUUCCGCUCAUCGUGUGAAGCGGACUCAGUUGAAUGGUAUCUACCAGAAAGUUUACGUGAGCAAAUCACUAGCUGAGAAUUUCCAACGCGAGUUCACGCCAUCAGUUGCAUCUCAUGGGAGAUUGAUGAGCCCUGUAAUGGAUCAGCUACCCGAGUCUUCUUCAUCAGCGGCUCGGAUUGCAGCAUCGCCGCCGGUUAUCCCAUCGCCAUCCAUCGGAGCGGCAGCGCACAGUUCAGCAGGACCCAACGUCCGCCCUCCGCCGGUGGCUCUACCAUCCUCAUCACGGACGGUCCAGUCACAGUCAGCGAGGCCUGGCAAUCUCUCUGGAGCAACAUCACCGCCUUUUGUUCCAGCGCCUUCGCUACAUGCAAGCCACGGACCCGCCGGACCACAGUUGCGCCCUCUCCAGCCACAAUCAGUUCCACCCAGCAUCCUCUACAGAACAAUGCCACCUGGCAUUCCGACGCCUCGGCCACAGGGCAGCUACAGGCCGCCCGCUGGAGCAGCAGCACAGCAGCAGCAGCUGCGUGCGCCCUCUCCUCAUCUGCAGCACCUCAGGAUGCGCCCGCCAUAUGUCAUCCCCACGGACCACCACCAGCAGCAGCAGCUCCCUGCCAUCCUAGGGGUUCCAGCGGGCGGGCAGUUUGUCACGGACAGCCUAAGGCCGGCGUUUCCGCAGCCAGGCGCCGUGCUAGCCUCCAUGACUCCAGCAGGCCCGGCUCACCAACCAGCACCGCCGUCAGCGCCAGGCUCAGGCUCAGCCGCCCCGACCUACUUUGUUCCACCUGGCCGGCACACGGACCCCGUCUGGACGCCGAACCCCGCCCUCACGUUUGCCCAGCUCCAGCAGCAGGCGUCGUACCUGAACAUGGCCCUGGGCGUCGGCAGCAGCAGCACCUCAGCAGGCCCGGCGGCGCCAGGAAGCCAGCAGCAGCACGCCGGCGGUGGCGCUCACAUACCCGCCGUCCUCAACCAUCCAGGCCUGGAACCGCCGCCGCCGCCGAACAGCAACCCGUACAUGCCGGCCAGGUUCGGCGUGGAGCCUGACAGCAGCAGCGGCGACGGCGGCAACGCAGCAGGGCCGAGCGCGGAGGUGGUGUGCCUGUCCGACGACGAAGCCUAGCCGGCGCGACGUGUUGCAGGCCAUCGCUUGCUUCGCUCUUCUGCUGUUGUUGUCCACUUAGAAGCCCGGUCUAGAAAGCCUUUAGCGGCGAGCGUUAGCGUCCUUGUAGCCGAGAGAUGCGCGGGCAGAGGAACGCCCCUGUUGAUAUGGCAGCGGUUUUUUGAACUAACUCCAGUAAGUUGUUUAUACAAGUGCCGGUGGUUUCAGCGAAUGCCACGACUGGGUGGCUGAUUGACUGCCUUGCUUUGGGCCUUUGGCAGGCUGAGAUGGGUCCUUGUGAUCUCUGACAGUGUGAAUGUAAGUAAGUAGGAGUGCAUUUUUAGGGUGGUGCGAGGAUUUGGUUUGGUUUCGGCUGGGAAAUGGAGCUAGGUGAGGUGGCUGAGCUGCCUUGGAUCCCAUCCCAUGUGGUGAGAAAAUAAGCAGCCUGCUGUGGGAGGCAGAAAAUGUCUGUAAACAUGGCGAGGUAUGGUGUGGUAAGUCAACUAAAGUGCACAUGGACAUGUAUCGCAGGGGAGGAGCCCGAUCUGGGUCGGGAGGGGAAUGUGAUAUUAACUACUACUACUACUAGUGCGGCAUUAUUUAUUUAUUUAUUUAUUUAUAUUGAGAAAAAAACUGGACCAGUAUUGCACCUGGUUACCUUGUCCA
Triticum aestivum (bread wheat) is the source of this 9308-nucleotide messenger RNA. RefSeq lists its product as uncharacterized. Bases 282 to 8663 code for a protein of 2793 amino acids. Gene Ontology annotation, cellular component: chromatin; nucleus. Lineage: Eukaryota; Viridiplantae; Streptophyta; Magnoliopsida; Poales; Poaceae. Gene Ontology annotation, biological process: chromatin remodeling. Gene Ontology annotation, molecular function: histone binding; ATP binding; DNA binding. The transcript is spliced from 23 exons. The record is from RefSeq and is a predicted model, not a curated record.